GGCGGCUCCCGGGCUCCUCUUGGCCCUGGAUGUGGCCAGGGCGAGCCGGGCGCUUAUUCCCGGAAGCUGCGACUCAGAGGCCCCUGGGAGAGCUGGGGCCCAGGGAUUUGCUCCCCACAGUCGACUGUUUUGCUGAGCCCUGAGUGAGAACCAGGUGCCCACGUGGUCAGGGACUAACCCAGAGGUGGAUCUCCUGCUCCCUCCUGCAGCACCCGCACGAUGGAGGCUGCCUCCCUCCUCUUCCUCCUCCUCGCCCCAGGGCUACUGGUGUCCAGCACAUCACCAUGUGCUCUGGAUGAAGCCAUUGAUCGGAAGAUCAAAGAGCAAACCAGCUCCCUAGUUUUAGAGGCUGUAAAGAACCUGUCCCUGGACUGCACAAGCGUCACCUCCAGGGGGGACCUGGCCACCUGUCCCGAAGGUUUCGCAGUCACCAGCUGCUCGUGCGGCUGGGGCUGUGGCUCGUGGGACGUGCGCGCCCAGACCACGUGUCACUGCCAGUGCGUGGGCAUGGACUGGACCGCAGUGUGCUGCUGCCGCGUGCAGAUGGCCGCCUGAGCCUGGAGGCGCCAUGGUGCGGUUUAGGGGGGCUAAGGAAGCGGGGCUGGAAAUAAACCAGGAGACAAAGAUCAUGGC
Fukomys damarensis (Damara mole-rat) is the source of this 633-nucleotide messenger RNA. RefSeq names its product resistin (gene Retn). Gene Ontology annotation, cellular component: extracellular region. NCBI's taxonomy places the organism in Eukaryota, Metazoa, Chordata, Mammalia, Rodentia, Bathyergidae. Bases 220 to 555 code for a protein of 111 amino acids. The record is from RefSeq and is a predicted model, not a curated record. Gene Ontology annotation, molecular function: hormone activity. The transcript is spliced from 4 exons.